Messenger RNA from Linum tenue, 1959 nucleotides. NCBI's taxonomy places the organism in Eukaryota, Viridiplantae, Streptophyta, Magnoliopsida, Malpighiales, Linaceae. The record is from the annotation of a GenBank genome assembly.
GAACGGAAUCCUAUUAAGAGGCUUUGUAGAUAAUGGGCUUUUCUUUUGCUCCUGGGUCCAGAUUCCAGAGGGCUUUGCAUCUUCCACCUUCCCGAGCGACGCAUCUUCCCCGAUUUCUCGACUCAAUUCCUACGCCAAGCAAAUCUAAAACCCUAGAGCAAAGCAGUCGUCCUUUUCCGCCGUCGUCUUCCCGCGUGCCAACAAACGACUAUGAUACUAGAGAAACUAGCAUCAUUUACCAAAAUCCCACCUUGCCCGGACGAGUCGCCACGCCACUGAAUUGAUCCGUAACCGGCAUUGAUACUUAACUCUGCUCCUCGACGCCAACUCUGUUCCCCACCCCUUUUACGGUCAGGAAACCCAGGAAUCCGAAAUGGCCGCUUGCCCAUCUAGCAUCAGGCUCUCGCAAGCUCUUGAUUUUCACAGAGACGUCACCAUCAGCCGGGCAUGGCGUCCGAAUCCGACGAUCCGCCCCAGGUUCAGAACCUCAGCCUUCCCGUCCGUCAAAAAUCAGAAACUAGGCAUCGUUAUGAGUAUGUCUGGGCCGGACGACCCGACCCAUUCGAGCGGCGUGGCUGAAGUGAUUGGCAAAGAAGUGGGUACUGAUUUCGGGUCCGGGAAGGCUAAUGGGUUACUGGACAGUGGAAGCGAACUGAAGACUGACGGUGGCUCCGGUGGAAAUGGGAGCUUUUCCGGUGGAGGAGGGGCCGGGACCGGUGGCGGAGGAGGUGGCGGCAGCGGCGAUGAAGGGGAGAAAGGCGAAGAAGAGGAUGAUCAGUUUGGGCCGCUUAUGAAGUUUGAAGAGGUGAUCAAGGAGACGGAGGCUAGAGGGGCAACCCUUCCUUCUGACAUGCUGGAGGCUGCAAAGACUGAGGGGAUCCGUAAAUUGCUUCUCUUCAGAUACUUGGAGUUGCAGGGUGCUGGUGGGAUUUUGGGCUUUCUGAUGGAGUCUUGUGCUAUUCUUCGGAAUAGAAUGUUGGCAGAUCCCUCAUUUCUCUUCAAAAUUGGAACUGAGAUAGUAAUUGACACUUGUUGUGCCACAUUUGCUGAAGUUCAAAAGAGGGGCAAGGACUUCUGGGCGGAGUUUGAACUGUAUGUUGCAGAUAUGUUGGUCGGUGUGGUGGUUAACAUAGCUUUAGUUGGUAUGUUGGCCCCUUAUGCACGUUUUGGGAAGUUAGCAGCUUCCAAGGGUUUACUGGGACAACUCCAAUAUGCUUAUGCAGCUCUUCCCAGUAGCGUGUUUGAAGCUGAAAGGCCAGGGUGCAGAUUCUCCACCAAGCAGAGACUUGCCACCUACUUCUUCAAGGCAAGCUUGGGUUUCAUGUACGGGGCAGUCGGGUUUUCAUGCGGUAUUGUAGGCCAAGGCAUAGCAAAUCUCAUCAUGACUGCUAAGAGGAGCAUAAAGAAGUCAGAAGAAGACGUACCAGUGCCACCGCUGGUGAAGAGUGCAGCUCUCUGGGGUGUUUUCAUGGCAGUGUCGUCCAAUACCCGGUACCAAGUCGUUAAUGGAUUGGAAUGCCUUGUAGAGGCAUCACCUCUGGCAAAGAGGAUCCCACCAGUUGCUAUGGCCUUCACCGUUGGGGUUCGAUUCGCCAACAAUGUAUACGGUGGAAUGCAGUUUGUCGACUGGGCUAGAUGGAGUGGUGUACAGUAGUUGGGGUGAGGGGAAUGGUUUAGCAAUCUGUUGUAUCAUCAUUUUUUUAAUGGCUGCAACUGCAAUUAGGUCUUUUCCUUUGCCUAGGUGCAAAUGAAAUGAAAUCGGCAGAUGUAGUAAGUAUUUUGCCUCAAUGAAUGGGUCUUGAUGUCGGCCUUCGUAUUAGGGGUUGGCAUUCGGUCGUUUCGGUCAAGCCUGAACCGAACUCGAUCGAACUUGACUCUAACUACACCUCUAUCAGCAAUUGAGUUUGAACUUAGCUGUAUUUCGGUUAUUUUUACUUUGCACCAGAAACACACUUAUGC